This is a messenger RNA of Exophiala viscosa, 923 nucleotides long. Its product is annotated as RmlC-like cupin domain-containing protein. Lineage: Eukaryota; Fungi; Ascomycota; Eurotiomycetes; Chaetothyriales; Herpotrichiellaceae. The coding region runs from base 162 to 632 and encodes 156 amino acids. The record is from RefSeq and is a predicted model, not a curated record. The transcript has a single exon.
GCAACAGCAUUGUCCGCUGGAAAAGUGACUCUCAACUUUUUCUAGUCGGUAAAGAAGGGAUUUUGCCGAAGUUUUAGCGACAUGUGGGUGAUGAUCUACAUUCCUGAUAAGACACUAAAUACCCUGCUUGCUAGAUACUGUUCCGUUAUGGGCCUCUGUGAAUGCAACCACCAAGCGACAGAUACCUACAUAGUCUUACUGCCAAAGAACAAUCCGUCAUGAAUUCCAGCACUCCCACUCGUGUUGGGCCUGUCGUCCUCCCCGAAGAAGAAAUCGCGUCUUGUGCGCCUGAGAAAUUUGACGGAGUUUCACGCGGUGACCUCAGCUGGAACACCUUGUUUUCUUCUUCGAUAACUCCUACGAAUACACUCAGUGCAGGGAUUGCAGUAUGUCCUCCAAAGACUGGUCAUCUAUGUGCUCACAGGCACGACCAAGCUGAAAUUUAUUACGUCGUGGAAGGUCAGGGCAUUGUUACGAUUGACGGCAAGGAAAGUGAGGUGAGGAAGGGUACUGCGGUAUUCAUCCCGAGCAACGCUGAGCAUGGCAUUAAAAACACGGGAGAUGAUGCUCUCAAAUGGUUCUAUGCUUUCGCGACAGAUGCUUUCGAGGAUGUCGUGUACAGAUUUUCCUAGACCUCGAAGGUGUUCGUAGAGUAAUAUUAUUCACAGCCUCCGCGCUGAACAUCAGCGUGGCUCCACGCUCUGGAGCCGAGCGAACCCUUGCAGAUUUGUGGCAAUCUCAAGAUGCCAACGUAUCAUCCUGGACGUUCAACGUGAGAAAUAGAGCGCGAUGCAGGUGAUAGAGUACAGGGGGGCAUCAAUGCAUCAGCUUUUUCGCAUGGCAGCGACGAGACUUGGCAGGGAGCCUUGCCAGCGAAUUGAAUAGAGUACUGAGUGCCUUGAUGUCAUUUCCUCGCUCCGCGU